This is a messenger RNA of Pyrus x bretschneideri (Chinese white pear), 1417 nucleotides long. RefSeq lists its product as uncharacterized. NCBI's taxonomy places the organism in Eukaryota, Viridiplantae, Streptophyta, Magnoliopsida, Rosales, Rosaceae. The transcript has 2 exons. The coding region runs from base 257 to 1165 and encodes 302 amino acids. The record is from RefSeq and is a predicted model, not a curated record.
UCUCUCUCUCUCUCAAGACUUCUGUCUUCUAUGUAAACACCAUGAACAAACCAUGACAACACUCUCUUUCUAUAUAAAAACACGCAAUCGGGUCAUUUGCUCCAAUUAUUUAUCCCAAAAGCGAAAAAAAUUGAUAGUCUGAUCUGAUAGGAGGGAGCAGAGCGAAUCGGAGUCGGAGUGCGAAAUUCCGACCAAGUUGAAGAAAUACGGUUGAGAUAUAGUAGCCAAGAUCAUUCUCGAUUGCGAAUCGGAAAAAAUGGGAGCGGUGAGGUUUCAGAGAGUGGCGGCGGCGUUUGACGAGGUGUCUCGGUUGAGGCUGUGCGAGAGCAGCGGGAGCGAGUACUCCGCGGCCGGGGAGAGUUUUGCGGAUUUGUCGGAUCUUGUCAAGUCCUUCAUCGAGAGAGGGGAUUUGGGAGAAGGCGGCGGCGACCGAGACGGCGUACGGAACGAUGAAGAAUCAGAGGGCGGUGAUUGGUCGGAUUCGGAGACGAAGAAUUCUCUCGAGAGAUUGUGUGAGGUGAAAGGUGAUGAUUUGAAGAAGACGAUUGCUGAUGAGGUGGAAGUUGCUUUGGCGGGCAUUGGGGACGACAAGUCGUCCCGGGGGUUCAAAAGGAGGUUGAUGACUCACUUGCGCCACAAGGGUUUUGAUGCUGGCCUUUGCAAAUCAAAGUGGGUGAAAUCGAGCCGGUUUCCAGCAGGGGACUACGAGUUUGUCGAUGUCAACCUCGAGGGAACUCGUUACGUAGUGGAACCAUUCCUUGUUGGACAUUUCGAAAUUGCUCGUCCCACGACACGUUACACAUCGCUCCUCGAAGUUUUUCCAAACACAUUCGUCGGAGAAGUCGAUGAGCUGAAGAAAAUCGUGAGGCUAAUGUGCACGGCAAUAAAAAAAUCUAUGAAGAGCGUGGACAUGCCAAUGCCGCCAUGGCGGCGGAACGGAUACAUGCAGGCCAAAUGGUUUGGAUCCUACAAGCGCACAACCAAUGCAGUAGCACCAUUAGCCGCCGCCAAUACGGCAUUGGAAUCGAACCAUGGAUUUGGAAGUGUCAAGAAAUCAAUGAGGCUUGAGGCAUUGCCUACGAAGUCUUACUAUUGCAGAGAUGAUUUUGCUAGUAAGGAUGGCUUGAGAGUUGGGCGUUUGACUGCUGCGUUUCAAGAGGGAUAGCUGGUCGUUUUGUCUUGAUUCAUUUUGGUCGUAUUAAUUUUGUUUUUGUUUGUUUUUUUUUUUUUUUAACGGGCCCAAUGGCCUUGUUGCAACCGUAAAAUACCCAUCUCGGUUUUGGUUAGAGAAAAUUUAUGUAUUAAAAUAGAUUGCAAGAUAAAUUCGAUCCCAUGUUCAUAAUAUAUCAAAAAUUUCAAUUCCAAAAUGUAAUUUGCAGUUCAAUUGUAAGUUAAAAAUAAAUCAUUUAAAAUAGUG